AUGAGUGAUGUACCUCCAUCCGAUGCUUUUCCAGACCUUUGCAGUGCUGAUGAUCACAGUCAUUUUGGGCAGCAACAACAGCUGCCGGAUCCCCCACAAUCUGUUACUCCUGUGCGCAUUCUCCUGUAUGGUAGUUGCCCGAUUACCGUCACAGGCACCACCAUCUACAUCCCUCAGUCAAUAUAUCAGCUGUACACAGAGGCAGAUUGUGUCCGCUAUGUUGAGAAAGCCGACCUCAAGGAGCCCGUCAUCUUUAAGACAGCACAUCCUGACCAGUGGGGUAUAGCACUCAAUGACACCCUGAAAGCUAAGAUGAAAGACCUUCUCGAUAAAGAUGACAAUAUGGUCGAGAACUGCAGGCCCUGA
This is a messenger RNA of Suillus discolor, 366 nucleotides long. RefSeq lists its product as uncharacterized. NCBI's taxonomy places the organism in Eukaryota, Fungi, Basidiomycota, Agaricomycetes, Boletales, Suillaceae. The transcript has a single exon. The record is from RefSeq and is a predicted model, not a curated record. Bases 1 to 366 code for a protein of 121 amino acids.